Molecule: messenger RNA, 8204 nt
Organism: Meriones unguiculatus (Mongolian gerbil)
Lineage: Eukaryota; Metazoa; Chordata; Mammalia; Rodentia; Muridae
Gene: Lmbrd2
Product: LMBR1 domain containing 2
Exons: 19
Coding region: 632-2716 (694 amino acids)
Biological process (GO): adrenergic receptor signaling pathway
Cellular component (GO): membrane
Source: RefSeq, a predicted model, not a curated record
AGACGGAGGACGGGCAAGCGGAAGUGGGCGGAGCUCCGGCUGACUGGGAAAUGUCAGCCGAUUGACUGGGAGUGGGUUUUCCUUUCCCCGGAGCCCAUUGGCCUUCGGGUGACCACCGCCACGGUCGCCUCGGACGGUGGGUCCCUGACCUCGGGAGGCUGAGGCGGACGCGAGGCUUCUUGGUCCUUUUCGGACGCUGUCUGGCGGGAUCCGACGUCUCCUCCCUCAUAUCUUCCCAGUCCCACUCCCUCCCUCUUCUCCCCCUGUCCUUUCCCUAGUCCCCUGAUAGGGGAGGACCUUCUCCCCUUCUAUCUGAUUGUAGCUUAUCAGGUCUCAUCAAGACUGGCUGCAUCAUCUUCCUCUGUGGCCUGGCAAGGUGGCAACUGUAGUUGGAGUUGAUCAAAGAGCUGGCCACGGAGUUCAUGUCAGAGACAGCGCCUGCCUCCCUACUAGGAAACACACUCGGAAACUGAGCAGCCAAUAGGCUUCCUUUCAACAGGGCGUCCAGGUCCUUUCCAUGCAUGGUCCUUAGUUGGAGCAUUGGUCUCAGAAGGACCCCUGGGCCCAGUGAACAGAUACGGUCUGGAACUACACAUGAACCACUUUGGUUGGAGAUUGUGAACAGUCAAUAAUGAGUGGCGCUGCUUUAGGACUUGAAAUUGUUUUUGUUUUUUUUCUGGCAUUGUUUCUCCUUCAUCGAUAUGGAGACUUUAAGAAACAGCAUAGGCUUGUAAUCAUUGGAACACUGCUUGCUUGGUAUCUCUGCUUUCUUAUUGUCUUCAUAUUGCCGCUGGAUGUCAGUACGACAAUAUAUAACCGAUGCAGGCAUGCUGCUGCAAAUUCCAGCCCUCCUGAGAAUGCCAACGUUACAGGGGCAUAUGUAUCUGCUACCUCAGCUCCAAGACAGCGCCCAUGUUUCAAGCCAUGGAGUUAUAUUCCAGAUGGAAUCAUGCCAAUUUUCUGGAGGGUAGUUUAUUGGACAUCACAGUUUUUAACAUGGAUUCUGUUACCUUUUAUGCAAUCAUAUGCCAGGUCUGGAGGGUUCUCUAUCACCGGAAAGAUAAAAACAGCCCUGAUUGAGAAUGCCAUCUAUUAUGGAACCUACCUCCUGAUAUUCGGAGCGUUUCUAAUUUAUGUAGCUGUAAACCCACGUUUGCAUUUAGAAUGGAACCAACUUCAGACUAUUGGGAUAGCUGCUGCCAACACCUGGGGUCUGUUUCUGCUGGUGUUGUUGUUGGGAUAUGGCUUGGUGGAAAUUCCUCGGUCCUACUGGAAUGGAGCCAAAAGGGGUUAUCUACUUAUGAAGACCUACUUUAAGGCAGCCAAACUGAUGACAGAGAAAGCAGACGCAGAAGAAAAUUUAGAGGAUGUAAUGGAGGAGGUUCGUAAAGUAAAUGAAAGCAUCAAAUAUAACCACCCAUUAAGAAAAUGCGUUGAUACAAUACUUAAAAAGUGUCCUACAGAUUAUCAGGAAAAGAUGGGAAGGAAUAUGGAUGAUUAUGAAGAUUUUGACGAAAAGCGUAAUACCUACCCAAGUGAAAAGAGUUUGGUAAAAUUGCAUAAACAGGUGAUUUAUUCAGUUCAAAGACACCGUCGAACUCAAGUGCAAUGGCAAAUUCUUUUGGAACAGGCAUUCUAUCUAGAAGAUGUAGCCAAAAAUGAAACUAGUGCAACUCAUCAGUUUGUUCAUACCUUUCAGUCGCCUGAGCCAGAAAAUCGAUUUAUCCAAUACUUUUAUAAUCCUACAGUUGAAUGGUACUGGGAAUGCCUUUUGCGCCCAUGGUUUCACAGGAUUCUUGCCGUGGUUUUGUCCAUCUUCUCUGUGAUUGUUGUGUGGUCAGAGUGUACCUUCUUUAGCACAACUCCUGUCUUAUCCCUCUUUGCAGUAUUCAUUCAGCUGGCAGAAAAAACAUACAAUUAUAUCUAUAUUGAGAUUGCUUGCUUCCUUUCCAUCUUCUUCUUAAGUAUCUGUGUUUAUUCUACUGUGUUCAGGAUUCGUGUAUUUAACUACUAUUACUUGGCUUCACAUCAUCAGACUGAUGCUUAUAGUCUUCUUUUCAGUGGCAUGUUAUUUUGCCGUUUGACUCCUCCUUUAUGUCUUAACUUCUUGGGGUUGACCCAUAUGGAUUCAUCCAUCUCACACCAGAAUACCCAGCCAACUGCAUAUACAUCUAUCAUGGGUUCCAUGAAAGUCUUAUCCUUUAUUGCAGAUGGAUUCUAUAUCUAUUAUCCUAUGUUGGUGGUAAUUCUCUGCAUUGCUACGUAUUUUAGUUUGGGCACCCGUUGUUUGAAUCUGCUUGGUUUCCAGCAGUUCAUGGGAGAUAAUGAUAUGACAUCAGAUCUAGUUGAUGAAGGAAAAGAAUUAAUCAGACGAGAGAAAAGAAAAAGGCAAAGACAAGAGGAAGGUGAAAAUCGAAGAAGAGAAUGGAAAGAACGUUAUGGUCAUAACAGAGAAGAUUCCACCAGGAACAGAAAUGUUCAUCCUGAACCCAAAGAAUCAAAUUUCUCAGACACUACUACCAAUUGGUCAUCUAAAUACACAAGAGCUAAUAACAGGACUGAAAGAGACCGAAUAGAACUUCUCCAGGAUGCAGAACCUCUGGAUUUUAAUGCUGAAACAUUCACUGAUGAUUCUCUGGAACCAGAGCCAGGAAGGUAUCAACCUGGUGGACGAUAUCUCUCCAUGUCUUCCAGCGUAAUAUUUGAAGAUAUCUAAAGUCUGAAGAAAUUCAUGGUCAAUGCAUCAGCUCAGCCUUUCUGAACAUCUUUGCACCCUGCAAUUCCUCUGUACUCUAUGAAUAGUGUGAGGGUAACAAAAAAGCCAUUGAAAAUGGGUCACAUCUUAACAAUAUUGGGUUAUUGUUUGUCGAAUAGAGUGUCUUCUUUUCUGAUAGUUUUUAUUGCAUACUAUCUGAAGUGUCUGCCUUAGAAGUGUAGUUCAGUGGAAGGAUUCAAUUCAUGAUAAACAUAGAACUCAGUUGGUUUCAAGUUAAUUUUUUUAGGAUAGUUAAUUUAAAGUCCGAGGAAGCCACAGUCAUACUAAAUACUAUAAUUUUAUAACUUUAAUUUAAAUUCUUACUAUUUCUAAAAAAAAAAAGUAUGUUCAACCUAUAUUUCCCAAAGAAGUGAGAGUGAACUGAGACCUCAGAUAAUUACCAUAUUUACAAAACUCAUGUCUUAAAACAAGGCUUACUUACAGACAUAACUGAAUGUAAACAGCUCUUCCUCAGUUCUGUAUACAAAGUCAUGGGAUUUUGCAUGUAUAAUUAAGAUGAUUCUUCAAUUGAUAGUAUUAGUGUCUUUAACGUGUGUGUUUAAUUGGGUGAAGUAUUAUUCUUUUCAGUCUUUGUAGCAAUUGGAUCUUUUUAUGGUUUUGAUAUUAUUGCUUUGUAAAAGAUUGCAAUUUCAGAGAAAAAAUUCACCUUUAGCAUUUAGCAUAUUGACUUGACACUAAUCAUUCCAUCCAAGAAAAAUCGUGUUAAUGGUGAAUAGGUUUCUUGUUUGUUUGUUUUAUAGCCAAAGAGUUCUCCAAAUUCUCUAAUACUUAAAAGAUGCCUGCUAACGCUCCUUAAAAAAACAGAACAAAACAACUGGCUAUUCUGGCUAUUAAAUGGUAAAAAGAAAAAUAAUCCAUUUAUGAUUAUUGCUAGCACUUAAAUUUUAACUUAGGAAAAAAAAUCAAAGUAUUAGAAUGGAAAUGUGUAGCAAUAACUUGUUUGCUAAACAUGAUUAUUAUUUUAAAUUGGUUAUUUCAACCUUUGCAUAUAAACCAAAGUUGGGUGUUAUGUUUUAAAGAGUCAGUGUUUUGUUACAAAGUGAACAUGUUUGCAGGGGUUAUUUUAUGGUCCUGAACUAUUUGUGUCCCUUACAGAAUCCAUUCUUCAUGGGGUGACCAGAUUUGAACUUGUCAAGGACAGUCUCACACUAUUUGCCUUGCAAUUAAUACUAGUGCCCAAAUGUUACUGUCUCAUAUGCUGAGGACCGAGUUCUGUGUAGGUACUGAAAGGAAGGAUGCAGCGUCCUCAUUAUCUUUUUUUUAAUGGUUGUGCAUUUUAUGACCUUUCAAAUGAUCUAUUGAUAAGUGAUUAUCAAUAGACAGAUUUACUCCGAGUUGAUGAUCGUGCAGCCUGUUCAAUCCUACGAUGCACAUGCACAUAGCCUUUUACUGUGAAAUGCGGUCAGGGAGCUGUUGACCAGAGCAGCGAUAAUGUAAUGUUUAUAAUUUCAUGAUUGGCUCCUGGAUUACGGAACCUUUCAGUGCCUCGGUUUCUUCAUUUUCAGAAUGAAGGAUGUACUUGCUACUUACCUACUGAUCUACCUCACGAAACUGUUGUGAGGGAGUUAAGUUGAUGAUUAAAUGCUGGGGUUUAGAAAAACAAAGCAAGUUUUCUGCUGUGCUGCUCCUUUUUUUUUUUUUUUUUUCCUUUCUUUCUUUUUUUAAAGUAGUACCUUGAAGGGAUAGGGAUGAUCAUCACAGAAAGGGGUCUUUGAGAAACUUAAACAUCCCUAAAGAGAAAUGAAUUAAUUUGUCUGAAGUUUCUGAAAUAGUGUCUCAUCAUUUGUUUUGUAGGUUUACUUUGAAAUAUUUUUCUUAAAUAUGUUUUUUUGUUAAUUUUUUUCCUUAAUACUCAGAUGCUUAUGUCAGAGUAGAAGGAUAAAAAGAGAAGAAAUUUCCAGUUUUAUAACGAACUGUCAUAAUGCGCUAAGACAAAUUGAUAGUGAUGUGGAGGAAUUCAGGUAUUUUCUUUAAGGCUGCACUAACAGAAACAUAUAUACAUAUACCUAUACUUCACAAAUACUGUCUAUCCUUAUGGGGUUUUUUUGUUUUUUUUGUUUUGAGCUAUUGCCACAGUGAGUUUUUGUUAUUUCAAUGAUCCAAAGUGUUCGAAAUUUUAAGGAUUCUCUUACAGGAUUUUGUAUGCAAUCAUAAGAAAAGUUACUUUGUUGGGUAAAUUUGAGUUUACAAGGCAGCAAUUUUGCUGGACAACUUGAUUUUAUUUCUGAGGAAUUAAGUUAAUAUUUAUUAAUCCAUUUGUGUACAGUAUUGACAGUAUGUACAGUAGUUUUCUUAUCACAGACACUUACUAACUUUUAAUGAUACAGUCACAAAAAUAUUACUACAGAAUUCAUAUGUUUUAUGUGCAAAGUAAUUUUCUUAAAGAAUUAUUUCUGGUACUUUUUAUGUCGUUCUUACAUGCUAACAAAUAUCCGAACAGAGUUGUCUGAAGUGUUGGUUUUUUGAAACAGAGUCUCAUAUAGCACAGGCUGGCCUCAAACUCUGUACAACUAAGGAUGACCUUGAACUCCUGAUCCUCGUCCACCUCCCAAGUUCUAUGAUUGCAGACAUGUGCCGCAUCACCCAGAUCAAUAUUUUUAAAAUAAUUGUUAGUUAAGAACAUUUAACAAGUUAAUAACUCAAAAUAAGUAUUGCAGAAAAAAAUCUAUAAAUUUCAAGAAUCACCUAUAUGUAUUGUUUAAUUUAUUUUUUAAAAAGACAUAGCCUUUUAAUUAAUAGUACAUUUUUGUAAAAGAAUUUUCAAUAAGAAUCAAAAUAUAAAAGUAAUUAUAAAUAUUUGCUAGUGCCCCACAUGCAUAGAAUUUUAGAAUAAUUUCAUCCCCAAAGGGUCUCAUUUCACAAAAGUGAUAAGAGUUAAAUCAAAGCAUGAAAGGUUCCCAUCAUAAAACCAGAUUAGAUUCAGUAGUCGAAGCAUCCAAAAAGAAAUAUUGCUUGUUGAUAUGUUUUUGCCUCUACCACUUAAAUUGUCCUAUCUAAAAAUAUAAGCGUAUGUCCAAGUUAAGUGUGGUUAGGAAAGUCACUGUGUGUUUUUUAAUAUGUAUUUUAGCAUGCUAAUGGACGGAUUUUAUUACAUUUAUUUACAGACCUCAUACCUUUCAAACGGGAAUGUUUUUGAUAGUAUAUUGAUUACCAUAUUAAGGGGAAAAUAAAAGGUAUAAUUACAGUUCAGGCUGUAAAGUAAGAGUUAUACUUAGAAUUUGAAUGAGCCAUGCCUGAAAAAUCACAAGGAUGAUAGUACAUUUUUUCUAAGAGACAAAACAUGUCCCUGAGAAGUCAUAGCACACUUGAAUUUUCAAAGUGCAAUGGGCUGUACAAUAUUUAAUUUUAUAAGCCAAGAAGUAAAUGCAUUUAGGGUUUGCCCUUUUGUGCCUCUCACUCCCACCUCCCUCCUUCCCAUCUCUCUUUAUCAUAUACCUUUCAGAGUGCUGACAGAUUUCUCUCUUUGUCUGUUUUAUGUACAUACCUGUUUUGAAGAGCAGUGCACUCAAAGGGAGCUACUUCUGACUUCAAACCCCGCCCCUUGAAAUAGCAGUGUUGCACCUAAAGUAGCACAGCAGAUGUUGCUGGACUAGGAGCAGCGACAGGAUAGAAGCCUGCUGUGUACUAGCUGUAAGGAGGGCACUGCAGUAAAAUUACUGUCACUGUAAAAAUCUGUAUAGAAUGACUUUAAAAUACCCAACAUUAAGAACUGUGAGAUACUUUAUCAUAAAAAGGAAGUCAUAACAAUGCACAUGUUUAAGAAUGGAGCAAUAUAAAAGGGUUACGGGAGCAGUGAAAUGAAUUCUUUUUGGAUGGUACUUCCAAGCCAGUGACUUUUUGUGGCUAGGGACUUGGAAGAUUAGGCAGUUUUAGCACCAUUUGCCAGUCCUGUGAGCUACCUGCCCAGUGGGGCAGGCACUGCCCUCCUUUCCAAACUGCCAACAAAGCAUGCUCUCACCUCCACUUUCUUCCAUUUCUUCCAUAUUAGCUGUGGUGAAAACAACAAAAUUCCGUUUUCAAAUCACUUACUACCUAUUGAGAUCAGGUGAAGUCCUGCUAUAGUUUAAAAAUUUCUUAAUAAAAUAAGACUUGGCAUAAUUCUGUCAUGGCUGUCCUAAAAGAUGUUUUGGUUUCCCAGAAAAGCUUUUCUUUUGUGGUUAUAUUGAUUAUUUAAAAGAUUUUUACUGUGCUUGGUGCAAAAGAGUAGGGAGAGUGCCUGACUGAGGCAGACAUGUGUGAGGCAAACUGACAGCAUUAGAUUAAAGUACACAGCAUUUGGAGUUGGUAUUAGGGCAAAAAUCUUCUGUCUUUAUUGAAAGAAUACUGGCUAAUAUCUUCCCUGUUAGGCAUGCCAAGUUGUAGGGGAGAGACUGUGUUAUUUAUUUUUAAAACAAUCCAAUGGAUUUGUUCUUUUGUGUAUUUUGGGAACAACUUGAAGGAUUUUUCUCAUUUUAGAAGAUAGAGAGUAUGUAUUCCUAUCUUUUAAAUCGCUAUAGCCUAAUAUAUAAAUUAUAGCAUUGAAAAGUACAAAAGCUCUAAUUAUUGAUGUUAUUUCCUGGUAUUUAAUUUUUAUAAAUGUUUUUGUAAGUAAUUGUAGUAUUGCUUUUAAAUAGUUUUAAAAUCAUCCUUAAGUAAGUUCUGACCCAACAUACUGCCUUAGUACGAUAUUCUAAAGUGCAGUAUUCUGAUGUGAAUUUAAAACAUGCCUAUACUUCCUUAGAUCUUUAUAUGUACGUAUAUACACACCAGUACCCAAGAAAAGCAUACCAUAAGCCUGAGUUCCACACUGCAUUGAUGAAGAGCUUGGUAUUUUGCCUUCAUAUAAUUCAGUUGUCUAUGUGAAAUAGAAUUUAAAUUGUUUCAAAUGUGUAUCCAAUCACAAUUUUCAAAAUGUAACUCUUCAUUUGGGGGUGCAUGAUGCCAAGUUUAUCUUUAAUUGGCCUUUAUUACUGGAUGUAUAACAAGGGAUGUUUUCCUACCUGGUCAGUAGGUUGUAGACUUAACUAUCUUUCUGCGUAGCUUCCAACUACAUUUUCAAAUCUAUAUUUGGGAAAAACUGCAAAGUGCUAUCAGUAAGUAAGUUAGCAUUUUGACCUUAUCUAUGCAUAAUGUUUCUUAGUUUGAUUUUGACAAACUCCCUGACUCACAAUUCCCUUGUAGCAUUGUAACUUACUGUGAUGUAAUGAAUUUUUGAAAUGUUUAUAUGAUUCAUUAUUAAAAUAUAGGAUAUUAUGUAGCUUUGCAUGAAAUAAAUGACAUCUCUAUGAGCUACAAUUUUGUUGAUUACUUCAAUGCAUCCUACUUCAUUGAGGUUAAACUGUUUUGAGUAGAUCUAAGUGUUCUUUAUUCUUUAGAAUUCGUUGUCAAAUUUUAUAAAACAUUAAAGAUGAAUAAAUAAUUAUGCCCUAAAAUAAAUAGGUAUACUCUA